Molecule: messenger RNA, 1067 nt
Organism: Peromyscus californicus insignis
Lineage: Eukaryota; Metazoa; Chordata; Mammalia; Rodentia; Cricetidae
Gene: Jmjd8
Product: jumonji domain containing 8
Exons: 8
Coding region: 117-998 (293 amino acids)
Cellular component (GO): cytoplasm
Source: RefSeq, a predicted model, not a curated record
AAUGUUCACUCCGCCUUGAGGAAAUGAUUGAAGGGGGAUGGUGUUUAUGAAGGAGGCUUCCAGGGCCGGGCUGGCUGCUGCUUGCCGAUAGCUACGGCAGUCAGGGCGGUAGGCCAAUGGCUCGUGGUUACGCAAGUGUCGACGGGAUUCCCAGCGUGCUGCGCGCCUACACCCGCAUGUUCAUGGCGGCGGCUAGAUGGCCAGGGCCGCUUUUGGUCUUUGUACUAUGGACGAUGGUGACUGUGGUCCUGCCUGGCUCUGGCGAAGGGGGAUGGCAGCAAAGCUGGCUGGGGACUGUAGCAGCAGUGACGGAGGAAGAGCGUUGCACUGUGGAGCGCCGAGCACACCUCACAUACUCCGAAUUCAUGCAGCACUACGCCUUCCUCAAGCCGGUCAUAUUACAGGGACUCACAGACAACUCGAGGUUCAGGGCCCUGUGCUCUCGGGAAAACCUGCUGGCCUCGUUUGGGGACAACGUUGUUCGCCUAAGUACAGCCAACACCUACUCCUACCAGAAAGUGGACCUGCCCUUCCAGGAAUAUGUGGAGCAGCUGCUGCACCCCCAGGAUCCCACAUCCCUAGGCAAUGACACCCUGUACUUUUUUGGAGACAACAACUUUACUGAGUGGGCACCACUAUUCCAGCAUUAUUCUCCACCUCCGUUUCGUCUACUGGGAACUAGCCUUGCUUACAGCUUUGGAAUUGCAGGAGCUGGAUCUGGGGUACCCUUCCACUGGCAUGGCCCUGGUUUCUCCGAGGUGAUUUAUGGUCGGAAGCGCUGGUUCCUCUACCCUCCUGAGAAGACACCAGAGUUCCACCCGAACAAGACCACACUGGCCUGGCUACAGGAAAUAUACCCAUUCCUAGCCCCUUCAGCUCGGCCCCUGGAAUGCACCAUCCGGGCUGGUGAAGUCAGUGGCUGGCAGGUGGGGGUUGGGCUGACCCAAAAAGCUCCAACCAAUCUCUGUGCUUUUCUCCCAGGUGCUGUAUUUCCCUGACCGGUGGUGGCAUGCCACACUCAAUCUGGACACCAGUGUCUUCAUUUCUACCUUUCUUGGCUAGCCAAA